Molecule: messenger RNA, 2576 nt
Organism: Juglans regia (Persian walnut)
Lineage: Eukaryota; Viridiplantae; Streptophyta; Magnoliopsida; Fagales; Juglandaceae
Product: putative pentatricopeptide repeat-containing protein At4g17915
Exons: 4
Coding region: 271-1641 (456 amino acids)
Molecular function (GO): protein binding
Source: RefSeq, a predicted model, not a curated record
AGGCUUUUACGAAGCAUAGAGGCUUACGAGGGGAGCAUCGUGCACAGGGAAGGAUUCAACUCACUGGGAGAGAUCGGUAGUGUCCCGACGUUCCCUGUGGUCGAGCUAAACACACGGGGGCUGUUUGGUUAUUGACAGUGGAGAGAGAGCAACGGAGAGAGGUUUAGGGGUCGACGCACGUCGUGGAGGAAGGAGGGAUCACCGUCGGCGUGCUCUGUGGUGGUUUCCGGCGAGGUCUCGUUGCUAGUUACUUGGGGGGUGAAGCAAAUAAUGAGUUUCAGAUUGUCUACUAGGUUGUUGAAUAUAUGCAUAGCUUCAUUUUGUAAAACUAAGCAACUGGAAAGAGCUGAGGUGGUUAUAAUUGAUGGUAUAAGAUUAGGGGUACUUCCGGAUGUGGUAACUUACAAUACACUGAUUGAUGCAUAUUGUAGAAUUAUCAGCCUUGAUGCAGCUUAUUCAAUUCUUCAUAGAAUGAGAGAAGCUGGGAUAAGUCCAGAUGUUAUUACAUACAAUUGUUUGCUAGCUGGUGCUUCCAGGAAGUGCUUGUUACCACGAUCCUUGGAUAUAUUUGAAGAAAUGCUUCGAGUGGGUAUACCUCCUGAUGUAUGGAGUUACAACACUUUGAUGCAUUGCUUCUUUAAAUCAGGAAAACCGGAUGAAGCUUAUAGGGUUUUCCGAGAUAUUAUACUUAGCAAUCGUUCUCCCUGUCCUGCUACAUUUAAUAUUAUGAUCAACGGUCUUUGUAAAAAUGGUUACACAGAUAAUGCCCUUGGAUUAUUUAGGAAUUUACAGCGUCAUAAGUUUGUUCCCCAUUUAGUGACUUAUAAUAUUCUAAUUGAUGGGCUUUGCAAGGCAGGCAGAUUAGGGGCAGCAAGGAGGAUCCUCAAGGAGCUGGGGGACUCGGGUCAUCAACCAAAUGCCAUAACCUACACUACAGUUAUGAAAUGCUGCUUUAAAUCUAGGCAGUUUGAACAAGGGCUUGAGAUCUUAUCAGAGAUGAAGAAUAAAGGCUACACAUUUGAUGGCUUUGCAUACUGCACUGUCAUCAGUGCGUUAGUUAAGAAUGGUAAGAUAAAAGAUGCAAAUGAUUACAUGGAGCAGAUGGUCAAGAAUGGCAUUGAGCUUGAUUUAGUGUCUUAUAACACCCUAAUUAAUCUGUAUUGUAAAGGAGGUAAGUUGGAAGAAGCCUUUAAGUUGGUAGAUGAGAUAGAGAAAGGAGGUUUGGAUUGUGACAAGUACACCCACACAAUUAUAAUUGAUGGAUUGUGCAAGGCUGGCAAUAUUGAAGGGGCUCAACGACAUUUGAGUUAUAUCAAUACUUUGGGCUGUGAUUCAAACUUGGUUGCAUGUAAUUGUAUGAUUGAUGGGUUGUGUAAAGCUGGUCUUGUUGAUGGUGCGAUGAAAAUGUUUGAAUCUAUGGAGAUUAGGGAUUCUUUUACGUACACCUCAGUGGUGCACAAUCUUUGUAAGGCAGGGAGGUUCCGUUGUGCAUCCAAGCUUUUGCUGACUUGCAUAAAAGGCGGCAUGAAAAUUCUCAAGUCUACCCAACGUGCUGUCCUUGAUGGUCUUUGUUAUUCAGGGUUUACAAGUGAAGCCAGGAAGCUUCGCUCAAAACUUCAAUUGGCUCGUCUAUUUCAUUAAUGUUUUUUUUUUUUUCAAAAAAUUCAGCUUGGUGACUACAUCAAUCAUUUGUUUUUAAAAUUUCAAUCUGCUUGUCUGUUACAUUAAUGAUUUGCAUUUGGCUUUUCAAGUGCUAUCCUAUUUGGAUCAAGAUCUUAGCAAGCACAUUCGGUGCCAUUGUGAUAACUAUCAGGUGUUCUGGAGUAAUAGGGCUUUUAACCAGAAACAGAUUAGUAUGCUGAAUCAUGAAGCAAGUGGGAGGAAGAUUCUGCUAGAAAGACUUUUGGGAUAUCCAAUUAAUACUGGGCAGUGGGCACAUCUGGGAUGAUUAUUAUAAGGGCAACUGUUGGUCGUUGCUGUUGCUUAGAGUUGAUGGACUCUCAGAAUCCUUUGGGUGAUAAGUUGUUGGCCACCCCGUAUACUUACAAUCCCAUUUGACUUGAUCAAAUGCUUCUGCAAGAACCAGAGCAAAAACAACGUCUAACAUGCAUUGGGAUUGAUGAUCUGUUCUCAGGCAGCCGUAAGGCGGCCAACAGCCACCAUCAGCAGGCAAAUUGACCAAGGUCUCUCAAUGGUUAUCUGUGGGCAAAAUAUUCUAUGAUAAAACCAAGAUUCGAAUUGCUUUGAUUUAGGGUUGAUGAAGUUCAAAAGGCGUUGAGUUGGGAAUACAGACAUGAUGAAGUUCAUAGAAUGGAGAAUAACUCGGGGUUGACAUCGAUUUUAGAUUUGGUUCUGAUGUAACUUGCGUCAAGCCAUUUCAUGGAAGGCCAGGAAAAGAAAAAGAUUUCAGUAUUAUUUAAAAUUUUGUUGACUUGCAGUUGAAAAUAAUUUUAGUGAGCAGGCCAAUUUCCUAUGUUAACACUCCAGUGGAAUUCUUUAUGAUGAAAUGCAUUACAAUUGUAUUUAAUAAUUCUGUUCGUUAAUGAAACGAAUUUUUGUUUUUGUAACCUGAUUAA